CCUGAUUGGCGGAGCGUGUUGCUUUAACUUUUACCGAGUACUCGCGGAUCAGGGGAAGCGGUUGAUCUUGGAACUCCGCCGGCUGUCCCCUCUUGCAAGCAGGCUGCUGGGCGCUCGUGCAUCGCAGCAUCUCUCCCCGGGACUGAGCCAGACGCAUUGCGCAACAUUCUAGUCCUCAGUGAGGUCUUGUUCCCAACCUGGACUGCAGUCUCAGCGAAACCUUUCUACAGUGCUGCUCUAAUGAGGAACUCCUGAAUAUAAAGUCACAGAGGAGAGAGGUUGCAAUGUCUCGCAGCAUCAGCGUUCCACGAUCCAGUGUGGUUAAGCUCAGUUUGGUAGUUUUGCUGCUAUUUGUAACGAAUUUCCCUUCGUGCUUAAGCGACAGAGUUGCAGAAUUUGCUCUCACAGAAAAAGUUGGUGAUUCGAAGGAAGAGGACAGUCAAGAGGCGGCGGUAGAGGAAAACGAUUUUGAUUCCGAAGACUUGGAAGUAUUCUACCCGACGAAUCAAUGGCAAACUGUCCGGCCAGGUCAGGCUAUUCCUGCCGGUUUACAUGUGCAAUUAAAUCUUCAGACAGGAGAAAAAUUGGCCAAGCUUCCAGAUAACGAAAAUAAGAAAAAUGACAUGAAAGACCCUCAAAAAAGUAAAGGGCUGGGGCACAUAGAUAUCGACCCGAGUUCAUUUACAACGCAAGAACUCAAGAAGGCUUUGUCUAAAAUGAAGAAAAGCAUGAAGACAGAUGAUGAUACCCUGGCUCAGAAGGCUCAUCAGGAAGAUGUCAGGAGACGGUUCCGUCCCAUUGAAAAACUUAAGGAGGAGUUCAGAGAGCUCAACCUGCAACUAGAAACGGACUUUGAAAUUAUGUUUAAAUUAAUCAACAAAUUCAACAGUUCCACUUCGACGUUGGAGGAGAAAAUAACAGCACUUUAUGAUCUCGAAUACUACGUUCAUCAGGUGGACAAUGCAAAAGAUUUGCUUUCCAUUGGUGGCCUCCAGCUUUUGAUUAAUGGGCUGAACAGCACGGAGCCAUUGGUGAAGGAAUAUGCAGCCUUCGUCCUGGGAGCGGCCCUGUCCAGCAACCCCAAAAUACAAGUCGCUGCGAUUGAGGGGGGCGCUUUGCAGAAACUGCUGGUAAUUUUGGCCACAGAUCAGCCCCUCGCUGUGAAGAAAAAGGCUCUCUUUGCUUUGUCGUCCAUGCUUCGGCAGUUCCCCUACGCUCAGCAGCAGUUCCUGAAGCUUGGAGGCCUUCAAGUACUUCGGCAUCUCUGCACGGAGAAAGGGACGGAGAUGUUGCACGUCCGCAUUGUGACGCUUCUCUAUGACUUAGUCGUGGAAAAGCUGUCGCUCAAGGACUUGCUGGAUGACGAUGACCAGUUCCGGGAGAGAGCCCAGCAGUACAGCCAAGUGAUCUUGCUCCCAGCCAUUGUCGAACAAGGCUGGUGUGGGAUAAUUCCUAACCUCCUGAGGAUGCCAGAGCACGAUGCCAGGGAGAAGGUUUUGAAGACCGUGCAUGUGCUGCUAGCUUCCUGCAGGGACAGCUACAAAGCAGAUCACAGCCUCAGCCAUACACUGAGCCUCCUUCGCCAAGAAUACGAAGUGCUGGUGGCAGACGAACAAAAGGAAGGAGAAGAUGACGGCUAUUUUAAGGAACUCCUCAGCUCUAUAAAUAGCCUGGCCCAGCAGCUGAAUUGAAGACUUUUACCGUAGCCUUGCUGAGACGCAAAGGUUCGCCGGUAAAUUUUGGGACGUUGCACAGAAUAAACCAUUGAACAAACCUUUUUGGCUUUGUGCAGUCCCUUAGGUAGCAAGUAAGCCCAUACGCUCAUUACAGAGCGGAGACUAGCUUGGUAUUUGCAGUUGAUGGUGUGUUUUAUUUCUGGAAAUCGCCAGGAGAAGCGGGUUUAAGGUGUCCCUGCAGUCGUCAUCUGCAAAAAGAAGAGCCUCUCUUAUUCCCCACGCAUUUCGAAACAACUCUCUGAAGGGGAAAUGGUUUUUACAAAGAAGUUCCGCCAGUGCAUGGAGUUGGUUUGAGCAAGUCUUCUGCCUUAGUCACGUCAAUAGAAAUAUUUUUAGAAUGUGAGUAUUAAGAGGGCGAGUGUAUCCUACUCUCUUUCUCAUUUGAAAAGGCAACUUCCUGUGGAAAAAAAGAGAUUUUACUCAGAAUGUGCAAGAUGCUGUCUUUUUCCUGUGUAUUUUUUCAACUUUCUGGUUGUUGUCCGUAUGGCAGUUCCGUUGUUAAAAAACAUUCUUCAGCCAGUCCAACACUAAUUUUGAUCUUUCAGCUGGAUCCCGAGAGUAAAGGGAACAGAACGGUGGAUUGUAUGGUAAGGUUCUACUCCCUAAAAACUCAUCUAGCUAUUUUUCAAACUAUGUUCUGCGGAAAACCCCAGGGCUCCUCCUUGGCUGUUUGUCAGGCGGUUCCUCGAGUAAGAAGAUCAGUAAAAGCAGAUGAGUUGCUCUUAAAAGACACCUUAUCCAUUAUUGAACUUGCCCUGCAAUGUGCAGCUAUAGGAGAAGGUUGGGGUGGCUUUUAAAGAUGUGCUCUGUCAAUUCUUCUUAAUUAAGUUUCUAUACUGCCCUUCGUUCAAGAAUCACAGGGUGGUUUACAUACACAACAUGGUAACAAACGAUAAUAAUAAUAAUAAUAAUAAUAAUAAUUUAUUAUUUAUACCCCGCCCAUCUGGCUGGGUUUCCCCAGCCACUCUGGGCGGCUUCCAACAGAAAAAUAAACCUCCCUGAACUGGGCUGCCUUCAGAUGUCUUCUAAAAGGUCUGGUAGUUGUUUUCCUCUUUGACAUCUGUUGGGAGGGCGUUCCACAGGGCAGGCGCCACCACCGAGAAGGCCUCACCCCCCCCGGCAACACAGUUUAUAAGGCCAUCGGUUGUUUAGUUAGCCAAAGGCCAAGGAGAAGAGAAAUGCUUUUGCCUGGCACCUAAAGAUCCAUAACGAAGGUGCCAGGCAAGCCCCCCUAGGGAGAGCAUUUCACAAACAGGAAGCCACCGCAAACAGGCAGCCCUGUUUAGGGAAGUUUUUAAUCUGUGAUAUUUUAAUGUAUUUUGGUAUUUGCUGGAAGCAGCCCAGAGUGGUGGGGGAAACCCAGCCAGAUGGGCGGGAUAUAAAUAAAUAAUAACAACAACACCACCGAGAAGGCAUGUUCUCAUGUUGCCACCCUCCGGACCUUUCGUGGAGGAAGCACACAAAGAAGGGCUUCAGAUGAUGAUUGCAGAGUGUGGGUUGGUUCAUAUGGGGAGAGGCAGUCCUUGUGGUAAUGCGGUCCCGUGCCAUUUCAGGCAUUACAGUAGUACCUCCUUGGUUGUCAAACGCCCUGGGACUUGGACGUUUUGGCUCCCGAACCAUCGAAACCCGGAAGUGACUGAUCCGGUUUCCGAACGUUCUUUUGGAAGCCGAACGUCUGACGGGGCUUCUGCGACUUCCAAUUGGCUGCAGGAGAUCGGCUCUCCUCCCCUUUGCUCAGGGGAUAAAGCUUCCUGCAGCCAAUCGGAAGCCGUGCCUUGGUUUCCGUACGUUUUGGAAGUUGAACGGACUUCCGUAGUGGAUUCCAUUCGACUUCCGAGGUACCACUGUAUUACUGUUAUUUUGUUUAGUAUGCCAUUAUGUUCAUUGGGACCCAGGUGGCGCUGUGGGCUAAACCACUGAGCCUAGGGCUUGCUGAUCAGAAGGUCGGCAGUUUGAAUCCCUGUGGUGGGGUGAGCUCCCAUUGCUUGGUCCCAGCUCCUGCCAACCUAGCAGUUCGAAAGCACCUCAAAAUGCAAGUAGAUAAAUAGGAACCGCUACAGCGGGAAGGUAAACGGCAUUUCCAUGUGCUGCUCUGGUUUGCCAGAAGCAGCUUUGUCAUGCUGGCCACAUGACUUGGAAGCUAUACGCCGGCUCCCUCGGCCAAUAAUGAGCGCGCAACCCCAGAGUCGGUCACGACUGGACCUAAUGGUCAGGGGUCCCUUUACCUUUAUGUUCUACCUGCGUUCUUCAACUCAACCAAUUCUGCCCUGGUGGUAUCUCACCUGCGACUCUACUCCUUUCCUCAAUAACUCAAAAGCGUUCAAAUCACCCAGUGAACUUCAUAGCUGUGUGGGGAUUUGAACCCUGGUCUCCCAGGUCCUAGUCUGACACUCGAACCACUACACCACACUGGCUCUGCCCAAUAGGUAUGCAUAUCAGUGACAUGAUGCGAUUUCUGGCAUUGCAGACAGCUCCACAGUGUGUUGGUUUCAGACUUAGUUCGUAUCUUUUGGUGAACAAAUGCUUCCAAAAUCCAAAUGUCUCUGAUUUAACAGGGCUGUGAGCCGAAGUACCCGCCUGCUAAUAUGUAAAAAAGUAACUAAUCCUGGAAGUAGCUUAAGCAAUAAGACCAGAACACAUGGCAGAGAAGGUAUGUCUCGAAAACUGCCCAUUUAAAAAUCUUCCCACUGUCUACUGAGGUUCGUUGAUCUCCCCCUUGCCUAAUUAGGCAGUCAGCACAAGCCAAACUGUAAAAAAAUAUGGAUUGCCUGUGUACGUUUCCUCAAACCGUGCAGCUGUGAUGGGCUCUGGAUGACCUUUCGACGUGCAUAGAUCUUCGGAAGGUGAGAUCUGUGAGUCCCACUUCAAACAUUGAGCAGGGUGAGAAACCCAAAUGUCUUAAAAUUCUGCAAGCUAUACAUUUCAAGAAGUGCACGCAUUAGCUCUCAGGGCCACUUCAUGUGCAGGGGGGGGCAGACGUGUAUACUUAGGCUGCGAUCCUAUGCAUGCUUUUGCCAUUUGAAAUCAGUGGGGCUUACUUCCAAGUAAACACACAGGAUCACACUAGUAGAGCUAUAUGCCCAUUGCAGGACACCCUCUUUCAUUUCUGACUUCCUGGUGAAUCUUUUCCCCCACUAAAUCACUCUUUCGGAAUGCACAUUUGCCUCUUUUUAUCCCUCACUAUUUUAGCAUGUGCCCCACAUGCACAUGCUCGAUAACGCAUGAAAAACACCCAGACCCUCGAAAAGGAUACGUAUAUGAUUUGUGCUGGGCUGCAAAGCCCAACGUACAAGCUGCAACUACCAAAAUAAAUUUAUGCCAGUUGGAGGUGAAGUGGACAGCCUCCUCCUAAAAGUGAAUGGAUAGCACUUGGCUUUUUAUCGAUCGGGUUAUUUUAAGGCUCAACAGCUAAUAGCCCCUUUCCUUUUUAGGCUCGGAAAUAUUUGUUACUUUUUUGCAGAUUCCACACAUUUGCUUCUUGCUAUUUAAGUAGCAGGAGUAAUUAUACACAUUGAUUUUCUUUCCAGUGGCAUUUUGGUUGUUUAUCUUUAAUGGAGGAGGGGAGGGGGAGAUGAAGGGAUUUUACAGGAAAUGUUCCCUAGAGAACAGUAUGUGAUUAUUAGAAGCAGUAAACCAUCGGAGCUUCAGAAUGUGUCAGACUUUUGGCAGCAGACACAGGGUGCCACUUACAAGAAAAGGCCACGCUCCUCGUUUCAAACAGUUCCUGCAUACUAGAAGAUGCGGAUAACCUGUGGCCUUUCAGAUGAUGCUAAGGACAUAAGAACAACCCAUUGGCCCAUCUAGUCCAGCAUCCUAUUCUCACAGUGGCCAACUCGAUGCCGGUGGGAAACCCCUAAGGAUUGUUUGAACUCCCAACUCUAUCCUCAGCCACCAUGACAAAUGGGCAGGAAUUAUGGGAGUAGAGACACCGAUUCUUGACGCCUUCCAGAGCAAGGGGACAGAAGAAGUUCUCUUCCUCCUCUUGUGUUGCACACUUCUGAUUUAGUUGCCACUCGAGCCGUUUUUUAAAAAAAUGUGCAAGCAUAUUGCAGGGCUGGGUAAAUAGCGAAGCUCUGCCUGCAGCUGAGUUUGAAAGGCAAGGAAUAUGGUCAACUCGUAUUACCCACGCUAAGCCCAGUGGAGGAAAGUCCGGCUAAAACUGUAAUAAGUAAAUAAACUCCCAAUAACAUCCCCCUAAAGUAGGUGAGAUUGCUAGUAAGGUCAGGGCUUGCUGGGAAAUGAUAUGUAAUGAAAUGAAAAGGGUGUUUAAAGUAACAUUUGUAAAAAAAAAACAAAAACCCAGAGGCUUUUCUCUUGGGAAUUAUAGGGACAGAACUACCUAAAAUGUAUAGAAACUUAUUCGUGUACAGCAUCAAGAAUGUUAUUUGCCCAAAAAUGGAAAGAAGAAGUCCCAGCAAAGGAAGAAUGGAUACAAAAACUUAUGGAAUAUGCAGAAAUGGCGAAACUUGCCGGAAGAAUAAAAAAUCAAGAUAACAAACUUUUUAUAAAGGAAUGGAAAUGGCUUAUUGAAUAUUUGCAGAUAAAAUUGUAAACAGAUAAAAACAUUGGUAGGAUUAUUGUAAUAACCUGGAGUUUCAUAAAAGCAUAUAUUUAAGGAAGAUGAAAACAUGAAUUAAUUUGGAUAUGCAGACGAUAUUAAAAAUAAAUUUAAGGAACCGCAGAAAGUGGGCAAAGGAAGUCAAGUUUCGAAAUGUCAAAAUGAUUGUAAAAUCAGUGAAAUGUAUACAAUUUUUUUUAAAUAAAAAAGAUAUUGCUAUCAUCUUUCCACCUUGUAUACUUGGAUGGAAAAUGCAUGGAGGAUAAAGACUAUCAGCGGGCAACUAGCCAUGAUGAAAUUUCUAGGCUUAAAAAUCUUUCGUUAAUUCCUGUUCUGUACUUAAGCCUCUUGAGGUUUGGGGAGUUUUUUGUAGCAAGUUCUCUGCACUUCUCAUACAUUUGGAGCUGCGGAGAAGGAGCCGUAUCAUUAAAACCCAUAUAAUCUGCCGGUAUUUAUGUAGCUGUGUCUUGACCAUCUCUGCAGCGGCAACAGGGAGGGAGGGACAGGCUGCAGCUCUACGGUUUCAGCUUACAUUUGCCUUUUCUUUUUUUUUUACUUGCAGUUCAAUGUAUAAGCUAUUAAAAAGCCCUGCGAUGACAUUCUCUGUAUCUGACAGCUAUACAGCAAUGCUUGUGAAAAAUUAAGGAAGUGGGACUGUGCUAUAGAGGGAUAUUCCCCGACGUGACACUGUUCCUCCAGCAGAGAUCUCAGAUUUGGAACCUGUCACACAUUUCACAUUAUUGUCAGGCUCACAGAAGCCAGAAUCCCCGUGGAUUCUGCUGGAUUUGCACCAUAUAUCUGAAGGCUGAGAGCCGAGGCAAAAUGCGAUGCUGCAGAGUGAAAUUAACUACUGAAAUGG
This is a messenger RNA of Zootoca vivipara (common lizard), 7153 nucleotides long. RefSeq names its product SIL1 nucleotide exchange factor (gene SIL1). Lineage: Eukaryota; Metazoa; Chordata; Lepidosauria; Squamata; Lacertidae. Gene Ontology annotation, cellular component: endoplasmic reticulum. Gene Ontology annotation, molecular function: adenyl-nucleotide exchange factor activity. The record is from RefSeq and is a predicted model, not a curated record.